GGCCUCCAGGUAUUUCUGAACUCCUAGUUUUUAAUCUAGUCCUUCAGGUCCUGAAAGUGACCAGCUGUUAAAACUGGUUCCUUAGUCUGUCAGGACCUGGAAGCCGCUUCUCCUUCCGCCCCGGCCUGGUGUCCGCAGAGGAUCAGUUUGCCGUCAUGUCGGCUGCUAUUGCAGCUCUGGCUGCUUCCUACGGUUCGGGUUCGGGGUCCGAAUCCGACUCGGACAGUGAAGGCGGCCGAUGUCCGCUGCCAGCCGCCGAGUCUCUCAUGCAUCUGACUAAAUCGCCUUCGGCCAAGCCCUCGCUGGCAGUGGCGGUGGACUCGGCUCCGGAGGUGGCAGUUAAGGAAGAUUUGGAGACUGGUGUUCACCUUGACCCUGCUGUCAAAGAAGUUCAGUAUAAUCCUACAUAUGAGACAAUGUUUGCUCCUGAGUUUGGACCAGAAAAUCCCUUUAGAACUCAGCAGAUGGCUGCCCCCAGAAAUAUGCUCUCUGGGUAUGCUGAACCAGCUCACAUCAAUGACUUCAUGUUUGAACAGCAGAGAAGAACUUUUGCCACAUAUGGUUAUGCACUGGACCCUUCAUUAGAUAACCACCAAGUGUCUGCCAAAUAUAUUGGUUCUGUAGAAGAAGCUGAAAAAAAUCAAGGUUUAACUGUGUUUGAAACUGGUCAGAAGAAAACAGAAAAGAGGAAAAAGUUCAAAGAAAAUGAUGCAUCUAAUAUUGAUGGUUUCUUGGGACCGUGGGCAAAAUAUGUGGAUGAAAAAGAUGUAGCCAAACCUUCAGAAGAAGAACAAAAAGAGCUGGAUGAAAUCACAGCGAAGAGGCAGAAAAAAGGCAAACUGGAAGAUGAGAAACCUGGGGAGGAGAAGACAAUCUUACAUGUUAAAGAAAUGUAUGACUAUCAAGGCAGGUCCUACCUUCACAUACCUCAGGAUGUUGGUGUAAAUCUACGAUCAAGUGUGCCACCUGAGAAGUGUUAUCUUCCCAAAAAACAGAUUCACAUAUGGUCUGGACACACCAAGGGCGUCAGUGCAGUAAGAUUGUUUCCUCUCUCUGGCCAUUUGUUGCUGUCUUGCUCCAUGGACUGUAAAAUUAAGUUGUGGGAGGUUUAUGGAGACCGCCGCUGUCUGCGAACAUUUAUUGGUCACAGUAAAGCCGUAAGGGACAUCUGCUUCAACACCGCAGGAACACAGUUCCUUAGUGCAGCCUAUGACAGAUACCUGAAGCUCUGGGACACCGAGACGGGACAGUGUAUAUCAAGAUUUACAAACCGAAAAGUGCCCUACUGUGUCAAAUUCAAUCCUGAUGAAGACAAGCAAAAUCUCUUUGUGGCUGGGAUGUCUGAUAAAAAGAUUGUACAAUGGGACAUUCGAAGUGGAGAAAUUGUGCAGGAAUAUGAUCGGCAUUUGGGAGCUGUCAACACCAUUGUUUUUGUUGAUGAAAACAGGAGAUUUGUUAGUACAUCUGAUGAUAAGAGCCUAAGAGUUUGGGAAUGGGACAUCCCUGUGGAUUUCAAGUAUAUAGCAGAACCCAGUAUGCACUCAAUGCCUGCAGUGACUUUGUCUCCAAAUGGGAAAUGGCUAGCAUGCCAAUCAAUGGACAACCAAAUCUUAAUUUUUGGAGCCCAGAACAGAUUUAGAUUAAAUAAGAAAAAAAUUUUUAAGGGCCACAUGGUAGCAGGUUAUGCUUGUCAGGUGGACUUUUCACCAGACAUGAGCUAUGUAAUUUCAGGAGAUGGAAAUGGAAAACUAAACAUUUGGGACUGGAAGACCACAAAACUCUACAGUCGGUUUAAAGCUCAUGAUAAAGUGUGUAUAGGUGCGGUGUGGCAUCCUCAUGAAACAUCUAAAGUCAUCACAUGUGGCUGGGAUGGUCUGAUUAAACUGUGGGAUUAAGGAGAAUAAUCCUUAAACUAUCUAGGAUCAUUUUUGAUCCAAUGUCAUAUUUAACUACUCAUAUUAUUAUAUGUGUUGGAUGACAACCUGAUUUACAGAUAAUAUCUUCCUUACAUGGCCUUAUGGAAUUGACCCAUUACUUGAAAAAAAAAAAUUUGCUAAGUCUGACUCAUAAAAUUCAUUGACAGCUUCAUUUUGUUCUAUACAAAUAUUAUUUAUGCAGAGAAUGGCCAUUGGUUUUGUAUCUGACAAAUAGUUCUUGUUGGCAGGCAGUUUUGAGUUUCUCCUCAUGUCAUACUGAAGGGAUCCCUUUGGGGUCAAGAAAGAAUCCCUAGUGGAUUCAGCAUUAUAGAGGAGAUAAUGUAGUUAAUAAUUCAAAAAGGUACUGUAUAUGUACAUCUGCAACCAAAAGUGCAGUUAAAAAAAACAGGGAUAAUGUAAUUCAAUAUAAAUCUGACAUAAGAAUUAAAUCACACAUAAUUACUGUUCAUAUUAUUUUCAGUGGGUCAAGUUCCGGUCUUUUGGCUUGAGUUCCACUAUUUUUGACGACAUAUGUUAUAUAUUUUUAAUUGUAAAUCAGUAAUAUUCUUUGACUGCAACAUUCCUCUGGUUAUUAAACAAUAUGAAAUAAAAAUCAGUCCAGAGUUCUUUCCUUGACUUCCUUCCUGAUCAGUGUAGAUAGAUCUAUUUUGUUUUAUCAGAGACUUAUAUUGUUUUGGAAGAUGGAACUGGAGAGAAUGAGCCAAGACUUUGAGUUUUAUUUAUAUGCAUGGACAGUAAGGAGCUUUCAGAAUCAGGAUCUACUGGGUCAUUGCUUCAUAGUUGUUACUACUGAAAUCUUCCUCACAGGAGAAAAGAGUAUGAGGGCAAAGUCCACAUGUCAACUUGUAAUUUCUUAGAAGUCGUAUGUUUUAUCUUUAAAAUUAUUCUGAUUUUGCUUGUAGAUAUAUAUGACUUUUUUUUUUAAGAUUAGAAAAAUUGUAAGCAUCUUUCCAAAUCUUUGAAAGAAAUUGACACUCCAGGAAGAUGGCCAAGCCUCCAAGUUUGAGGAGCAAGUGACCAUGGUAAAAAUAGCUUAAACACUUGAGAUUAUGAAAUCCAUAUAGCCUCAUGAAUAUGGGGGCUAACAGCACUUUAGUUUGACAAGCCCUGUCUCCUGUUCUAUUACAAAUCUACAAUGGGCGUUUAAGUGUGGUUUGAAAUACUUCAGAACCAUGCUAAAAAAGAUUUUUCUGUAGCUGCUCAGAAUGCUGGUGUGGCGUUCAAAUCAUGUUGAGUGUUAAAAACCUGAAAAGAAGAUUAAGGGCUGAGUCCUGUGCUGUCAUAGCAGGCAUGUUCCUUGCCUGAAGACAGCUUCCAGUUUUACAAAUCAAAGUUUAAAAGGCCUGGUAUGUAUGACCACUACCUGUAGACACAAAUAAACUUCAAGGAAGAAAAUAGAAAAAGCCGUGAACAUGGAGAAGAUGCAAUUUUUGACACACAGGCACUCAAAGAAACACAAACACACUGCCCACCUACUACCAGGAAAAGUGGGAAGUUUCUGGAGAGGGAAAGAUUCAGACGAAACCUUACCUUUAGUCCCAACCAUUGGUUUUAACAAAUGUGAAUUACUGAAAUGUGAUGGGACAAAAAAAACUACUAUAUUUAAACUGUCUUGUUUGCCAACAGUAUUGUACGUUACAAGUCAUAAUUUCUAAAUCUGAAGUUAUUUUAUUGUGUUUUUGACUGUUUCUAAACUAACUGUAUAUAAAAGUUGCCUCUUUUUU
Molecule: messenger RNA, 3661 nt
Organism: Lepus europaeus (European hare)
Lineage: Eukaryota; Metazoa; Chordata; Mammalia; Lagomorpha; Leporidae
Gene: CDC40
Product: cell division cycle 40
Exons: 16
Coding region: 156-1895 (579 amino acids)
Biological process (GO): mRNA splicing, via spliceosome
Cellular component (GO): catalytic step 2 spliceosome
Molecular function (GO): protein binding; mRNA binding
Source: RefSeq, a predicted model, not a curated record